Messenger RNA from Xiphophorus hellerii (green swordtail), 4786 nucleotides. RefSeq lists its product as uncharacterized. The transcript is spliced from 14 exons. The coding region runs from base 2192 to 4129 and encodes 645 amino acids. NCBI's taxonomy places the organism in Eukaryota, Metazoa, Chordata, Actinopteri, Cyprinodontiformes, Poeciliidae. The record is from RefSeq and is a predicted model, not a curated record.
AAGGCCUAGUAUUUUCUACCUGAGCUUAUGCAACACGUUCUCACUCCCGACUCGUCAUAUAUUGACGCUUGGGCAGGUUCCCUCAGCGUCACAUAUUGACGCGUCGGGUACCCCGUUCGCGUCAAUAUGUGACGAGAAGGGUUCUCCCAUUGAAUGCUGUACGGCUCCCUAAGCGUCCAAAACCGACGAUCUAGGAACAAAUAAGAUGACGAGUCUGUUCUAUUUUUGUAAAAGGCACACAAUUCGUGCAUAGCAGAUGUAUUUGUAGGUUUUUAACAAUUUAGUUAAUUUUACUUCAGUUUUAAAAGAUCCUCCGGUUCUCUGAAGCCGCGAUUUUAUCUACAUGUCUGUUUAUUUCUUAACAGCAGACACGAAUUACACCAGUUUCACUGAUUUCAUCGUAACUUCAUGAUUGUAAAGGACAUAACAUUCUAAUUUUUACACAAUAAUAAAAAAAGAAAGGAAUACGUAUGUUAUUUGGAGUUUAUGAGGUUACAGAUAAUAGCGGCAUGCACCUCCGAAGUCGUUUGCAGUCCAUUAAUAAUAAAAAAAAGAAUUUUAAUAAAAAUGUUUAAGAAGAGUGAGGGUGCAUUUCCUUUUGUGAUUACAUGCCAGACGGUUCUGUAAACGUUUGAUUAAAAUAAAAAUAAGGACAGAUCCCACCCGUCCAUAAAUCUAAGAAGAAGAAGAAGAAGAAGAAGCUGACGUCAUCGCAUGCGACAUUGGACCCCGGUGAGUACAAACCUGAAUCUGUCAGAAAUGGUUUUGUAUUAUAAAACAAAAGAAAAUACUACAGAAUGUGAUUGCAGUUGUAGGACUUAAUGGUAGUAGGACUGUGCCGCGAAUGGUUGAAGACAUUUGGACACGUUUGUAACAUGUAUUUUUUUAAUUUUUGUUGCCGCUAGCUACAUUAGCUAGCUACAUUAGCUAGCUACAUUAGCCUCUUGGAGCCCAGAGAGUUCAGCUGAACCUGCACUUAAUACAUUUAAUUAGCCAUGAUAGAGUCACAGAAUUGUUUGUUGUAUAAUUUGAGGGUUGCUAUAACAACCCUAGGCUGUGAUGAUCCUAAAGGUUUUCUGAAUACACUGAUUGCAGCUAGGUCAUGCAUUUGAAUUAAAAACGAACUUGGGUCAUUACAGCCAAAGUUCUCUCCACCUGUCUACGUUGAAAUAAAUAACUUCCGAAAUCUGAACAUUUAUUUUGUUUUUAUGUCAACAGGUUCUUCUUUGAGAUAUUCAUCGGACAUACAUUUCUGCUCAUUCAUAGCACCCACAAAAGGCACUUUUAAGAGCCACGUUUGUCAAAUCUCUGCGUCAUCUUUUUUGUCAUAUCUCUUCGUCAUCUUUGUGUUCUUAAUUUGUCUAUUGUUCUUCACGUAAUUUGUCAACAGUUCUGUUUGUUUGUUUUGUUUGUUUGUUUGUUUGUCCAUCACCAUGAGUGUCUCAAACAUCCCCGAUCCAUUAAUGGUCCUGGAUGCUGCGAUACAUCAGCAUAAAAUAAAUGUUGAGCUUCAAAAACUUGAUGACUUAAUUGUUGAUCUGAAGAAAGAUAAAGAUCAAGUACCUACGCAGAUCCCUGAACCCACAGUAAGGUGGAGAAAAAGGGACAAAGAUGGAAACAUACUAUAUAAGAGGCCUAGAUCAACAAGAAAUCAAUUACGUAAGACGCCCCACCGUCGGAAGACCAGCUGUCCCUCUCAACCCUCUAACAUUCAUUGUGAAGUUGCCUUUGCUCCAGAGACUGUUGAGUCUUUUCUACAAGAACUCCAGAGCUCACUGAAUGAUGCUGCAGGUCAACCAGUAGUGCCAAAAGCUCCUCUGGCUUCCACAAACUGGAGCAGAAGAAAAAGCCUUUUUUCAGAGAGUUGGAAAGCAGAAAGACCCCGUCUGGUUAACACCAUGGCAGCUCAGCAAAGUGUGUCAGCACACUUAUGCCAGCAUUGUGGAAAUAAUCCAUCUGCACUUCGGUGUCGUGAUUGCCUACCACACCCCUUCUUUUGUGAAAAAUGUGAUGUGAUGAUGCACACCAAACAUGUCUUUCACAACAGAGAAACCAUCAUAGCUGGGUUCUUCCAGCCAUUGCCUCCAACUACCUAUGUUUUAAAUACAACUCUUUGCCAUGAUGGUCAUCUGGUUCUGCAUAUAUUAGUUACAAUGUGUUAAUACAGUUUAGGUGAAUUCAUAUUUUAAACAUGUCAACCUCUUUAGCACGAUUCGUACCUGUGGAGAUCCCAGUUAGAAUUUGUGAUUGUCCAUCAGAGUGUUUGAGGAUCAAAGCAGGAAAGGCUGUCACUGUCGUCACAAUCAAUGGUCGUUAUGAUCUCAGCAUGCCAGAGCUGAGGUGUGAGGGAUGUGAGGCUAGUUGGACAUGUGGAGUACAUGAUCUAAAUUUAACUGAUUACUGGCCAGCUACCCUUCACUUUUCCACUCUAUAUGCAACUGAUGUGCUUUUUACAUUUGAAGAAAUGAAGAUGGCAGCACCAGGUCUCUCCUGUCAAGCAUUUCUUAAAAUGUUAGACCAACGAACCGUCCGCUUUGGCCGUACAGGAAAGAUAUCAGCUGACAACUUCCUGAAAAGUUUUUUUGAGUGGGAAGCUAUAAGAUAUGAGUUGGAUAAAAUGUUAAGGAAGGAUCCCUUCAAGUGUCAAGCUUGUACCCCGGAUAUGCUUGCAGUUUCAGUGGAUGGAAACCGCAAGCAUUACCGUUUCAAGAAUGCAGCAAGAUCGGAGGAACAGGCCCUAUUUCAGGACCUGUUCAUAGCCAAGGAUGAAGACGUAAGACAAUUUGUGGACUAUAUACACAAAUCAACCAAACAUACUUCUGGAAGAGGUGUCUGUGGUGGGCAAUGGUCAGCAGCCAGAGAGACCUCUCACAGAUCCAGCAGCAAACUGGACGAGGAGGGAUUGGAGCUAGCGGUGUGCAGACAUGGGGUGCUACUUUGUGCCCUGAACAUGUAUAGGGGUGAGAUAUUUGCAUACCCCUUGUACUUGCAGCAAAGGCUGGCCAACAGACGGAUCACAUUUUUUUGCAUGGAUGUAACAUGCAAGUACUGGCCAUAUCUUGAGAAAGUAUCGAAAAACUGUCCUGAGCUCCAGCACCUGCUUCAAAUGAAGCCAUUCCUCUCCGUGUUCCAUGCCAAAGCCCAUGACUUCAAAUGUGAGGCUAAGUGGAGUGGAGCAUAUCAAGAUGGUGCUGGCUUGACUCUAGGGGAAGAAGUUGAGCAGUGCAAUGCAUUUCUCUCAAGGAUUGCUGUUACGACAAAACAUAUGUCAAAAGCUGGACGGACAGACAUGCUGACUCUUAUGGCCAUGCGCUGGAAUCAGCAAAAACUUGACAACUUGGCCACCUCACUAACCCGUCGAUAUCAGAAGGCCACAAAAGCUCUUCAAAAACAACAUCAGAACUUGGAGUCCUUAAAAAUUGAGCUUUUGGUGACUGACAGUCAACUUGAUGACUGGGUCCAUGAUAUUAAGGAGUGGGCAGAAGCAACAUCUAGCACAACUGAUCCGGGCUCCUUGGCAGGCAGAAUUGAGGUUCUGGCUGCGAGCAUCAAAAGGCGAUCUCAGCGUCUUUAUAAAGACAUAGACGGAAACAAAGCUCGUGCCAAGGCUCGUCGCAAAAUAAGACAGGAGAAAAACAUCUUAGCAUUGGCUUUAGAAAACUACAAGACUGUUACAGGCACAGAAGCACUAUCUUUAGAAGAGAUCCUGUCCGGUGACACAACAUUGCCAUGGCAGCAAUCAGACAGUGACUCUGUCAGUCUUGCCACAAAAAGGAGGGCAUUCGAUGGCAUUAUGACAGUAAAGAGACUGGAAGAGGAAAAGAGGAUCCUCGUAGGAGAGAUGGACCGUCAUUGGAAAUCUCUGUCAUCCUAUGAAGAUGCUCUAAAGGAGCUUCCCCGCCUGUUAUCGAGCGGCAAAUUUAAAAGUUCGUCCUGUUCCCUAACUGAUGAAGCUCUAAGAGGCCUCCAGAGCAUCAUCCUCAGAGAGCUACAGCACUUAAAACAAAUGAAACUGCAGGCAAGAGAACAUUAUCUACAGACUUUGUCAGGAGCAGAAAGUGUUAGUUUUGACAAUACUUCUGAUGACGACUUUGGUAGUGACUCGGAAGCUUCUGAUAAUAGUCUUUAAUCAUUUGUGCAUAUACUGCUGACAAAGAUCUACACUAGCGUGACAGUAUUCGGCUCCUUCUGGAUUGACCAAUAUGUCACAAGUAAAGUAUGUUUGCUCAUAAGUCACAAAGAGACACAAUUCUGUUUAAAUUUGUUUUUGUGCUUUCAUGUUUCCAAAUUGGCAGUGUUUUAUUUCGGUGAUUCUUUUUUUUAAAAUAGUUAAUAUGUUUGUGCCUUUUUACUUUCUAAAAGGGUCUUACUAGGGCUGUGAUUACUUGCGCAGGCAUGUCAUUCAUUUUGUUUCUUUUUCAUUAUGUUUCUCCAUAUCUACUGUAUUUCCAGAUAAUAGUAAGAGUAAUUUUACUGUAGUUAAUAAUUUUAGUUACUACUUUUACUUCAAAUGGAGUAAUAGCAGUUGUGCUUAUGUUUAGCAGUUUAAAAAUGGCUACAACACUACAUUAAGCAGUCGCAGUGAUUCUGCACUAACCAAGACAUCUUUUUGGAUAUUAUACUUUUAUUUUCUUUUUUUAUUAACAUGUGCAGCUCUGACUUAUUUUUUAAUUCAAUAAACACACAGUGUAUAGUGGUGGAACACUUCGUUGUCUGUGGUCACUUGAAUUCUGUUCAAUUUUUCUGUCAAUUUCUGUAUUAAAAAGAAAUGAGUUGCAAAGUUUCA